Messenger RNA from Paramecium sonneborni, 773 nucleotides. The record is from the annotation of a GenBank genome assembly. NCBI's taxonomy places the organism in Eukaryota, Ciliophora, Oligohymenophorea, Peniculida, Parameciidae.
AUAAAUUUUGUUAAAAUGUCAAAUGGAUAUUACGAUUGGUUAGUGAAGGUAAUAGUAUUGGGAGAUUCAGGAGUAGGAAAGACAAAUAUCCUGACUCAAUAUUGUGAUCAAAAAUUUUCAUAAAAUUACAUGGCAACAAUAGGCGUUGAUUUUAAGAUAAAAACAAUCACUGUACAAUUGAUAAAUAUGCUAAAAAGGUUGAAGAUAAGAAAAUCAAAUUAUAAAUUUGGGACACAGCAGGAUAGGAAAGGUUUAGAAACAUAACUUAAACGUACUAUAAGGGUGCAUUUGGAAUAAUUUUUGUAUAUUCCAUCGUCGAUAGAAAUUCUUUCAAUAAUGUUGAAACUUGGAUAAAAUCUAUAACUGAGAAUACAACUGAUGAAGUGUAAUAUGCAAUAAUAAUCCCUUAAGUUGUUCAAUUUUAGUCGGUAAUAAAAUGGAUUCUCAAGAUAGAAGGGUUUAAUCAUCAGAAGGUUAAGCAUUAGCAACAAAGUAUAAAAUGCCAUUCAUAGAGACCAGUGCAUUAGAAAAUAAAAAUAUAUGUAAUUGGAAAAAACUAAUAAAAUAUAGAAAACAUUUUCGAUAUACUAGGAUUAAAUUUGAAGAAAAGAUUAGAAAAUGAAGGUUAAAAAGCCCCAGUGAAUGCUGAGCGCUAAUCAAGUUAAUUCAAACUAAAUUAGGAUUCUGCUUAGCCACAACCAGCACAAUCUUCUUGCAAUUGUUGAAAAUGGUUUUUUUACAAUUUAUAUAACAUAUAAAGAUUAUAAAAAAAU